This is a messenger RNA of Malurus melanocephalus (red-backed fairy wren), 2091 nucleotides long. RefSeq names its product G protein-coupled receptor 37 like 1 (gene GPR37L1). The record is from RefSeq and is a predicted model, not a curated record. Bases 129 to 1571 code for a protein of 480 amino acids. Gene Ontology annotation, cellular component: plasma membrane; signaling receptor complex. The transcript is spliced from 2 exons. Gene Ontology annotation, molecular function: G protein-coupled peptide receptor activity. NCBI's taxonomy places the organism in Eukaryota, Metazoa, Chordata, Aves, Passeriformes, Maluridae. Gene Ontology annotation, biological process: positive regulation of MAPK cascade; adenylate cyclase-inhibiting G protein-coupled receptor signaling pathway.
CCAGAGCCGCGGCCGCACACGGACGGAGCGGCCGUGCCCGCCGGACACAGCGCCCGAGCAGCCCCGGGGGCUGCGCCGCCUCCGCCACACGCGCUCCCGGAGGGUGCGGGACCGUCGCGGGGGCCACGAUGCCUUCGCCACCGCUUCUGCUGCUGCUGCUGCUGCUGCUGCCGCCGGCCCCGGGGGCUGAAGGGGUGCGAGGCACGGCUGGGAGCGGCGGCACCCCGGAGCUGCGGGUGCCGGGGGAGCGGCAGCGCCGGGGCACGGAGGAGGACUCCAAGUCGGUGCAGCAGUACGUGCCGGGGGUGCGGGUGGAGUUCCCGCGGCCCCUCAACUCCGGCAGCCUGCACCCCACCAGGGCCCUGCUGCCGUCCAGCACCGACCCGGCCGAGCGGCAGCCGGGGGUGCCCACGGACAGGGGCGGGACGGAGCCCCGGGCCAACCUCACCACGGUGUCCGACAAGCGGCUGCAGAUCCAGAACCCGCUGUACCCGGUGACCGAGAGGUCCUACAGCGCCUACGCCGUCAUGUUCCUGUCCCUCAUCGUGUUCACGGUGGGGAUCAUCGGCAACCUGUCGGUCAUGUGCAUCGUGUGGCACAACUACUACAUGAAGAGCGCCUGGAACUCCAUCCUGGCCAGCCUGGCUUUCUGGGACUUCCUCAUCCUCUUCUUUUGCCUGCCCGUGGUCAUCUUCAACGAGAUCACCAAGAAGAGGCUGCUGGGRGACAUGUCCUGUCGCAUUGUGCCCUUCAUGGAGGUAUCGUCGCUGGGAGUGACCACCUUCAGUCUGUGCGCCUUGGGCAUCGACAGGUUCCACGCGGCCACCAGCCCCCAGGCCAGCACGCGGCCCAUCGAGCAGUGCCAGUCCAUCAUUGCCAAGCUGGCUGUCAUCUGGGUGGGCUCCAUGACACUGUCGGUGCCCGAGGUCCUGCUCUGGCAGCUGGCGCGGGACGCGUCGCCCGUGUCCGGUGUGCCCGCCGAGUACUGCACCAUGAAGCCCUUGUCCAGCCUGCCCGAGUCCAUCUAYUCGCUGGUGCUCACCUACCAGAACGCUCGCAUGUGGUGGUACUUUGGCUGCUACUUCUGCCUGCCCAUCCUGUUCACCGUCAGCUGCCAGCUGGUGACCCGGCGCAUCCGCAGCACCGACAAGAAGAGCGAGUGCCGCACCACCAAGCACGGCCAGUGCGAGGGUCACCUGAACUGCACCAUCAUCGCGCUGACCAUCAUCUACGGGCUCUGCACCACCCCCGAGAACGUCUGCAACAUCGUGGUGGCCUACAUGUCCCCCGACAUGUCCAAGCAGACCUUGGAUCUGCUCAACCUCAUCAACCAGUUCUUCCUGUUCUUCAAGUGCUCGGUGACGCCCGUCCUGCUCCUGUGCCUCUGCCGUCCCCUGGGCCAGGCCUUCAUGGACUGCUGCUGCUGCUGCUGCGAGGGCUGYGGCCCCGACGGCACCUCCAGCGAGGGCAGCGCCGACAGCAAGCUCAAAACCGAGAUGUCCUCCUCCAUCUUCUUCGACAAGCCCCGGGAGACUCCCCCACCCCUGCUAGGGCUCGGCACGCCGUGCUAAGUACCACCGGGGAGCUGUAGAGAUCGUUCCACCACCUCCUCCCAAGACCAAACGUCGUUUUGCUGUUAGUACUCGUGUCUGGAUGUGGAACAAGCAGAAGAGAUGGCUCAGGGGGCUGCACCGUGGGCUUCAAACCCGGCAUCGGGCAGGUGGGGCUUGGAAACCCGGUCCCCUGGCUACACUGGUGACCCUGUUGCCUCUGCCCAAAGGCCAGCGAGGAUGGCAGCACCCCCCGUCCCCGCUGCCCGGCCGGGCUCCGUGGGGUCGCUGCUSUGGAGAUGGCAUUGUGCUGGGAAGGUCUUACCUGAACCCACGGAGGCUUGCAGAGGCCACAGCAAACACAAACUGCCCUMGUCCUGUCCCCUCCCCUCCUGCCAGCCCCUCYACAAUAGGACAAGGUCCAACUGGCYGUAUCCCAYGGAUUCAAGCCGUGCCCUGUGUAAGCUCAAUAAACCAGUAACCUAGAGCACRUCGUGCUUGCUGGGCUGAGCCCUCGGAGCCCCUUGGAUGGCUCUUCCCU